Molecule: messenger RNA, 2286 nt
Organism: Ogataea philodendri
Lineage: Eukaryota; Fungi; Ascomycota; Pichiomycetes; Pichiales; Pichiaceae
Exons: 3
Coding region: 1-2286 (761 amino acids)
Cellular component (GO): Golgi apparatus; endoplasmic reticulum; plasma membrane
Source: RefSeq, a predicted model, not a curated record
AUGUCGUCGGAUCUAUCCACUUUGCUUGAAAAUUUGAAAACCAUGCAAAUCAUGUACAGACCUGCCGUGGUCAGCAGACUUGGUUUGCGCCAUUUGACCCGGUCUCUGACAACCCAGCAGCUGGCCAAUCGGGUUCCCGGCGACCGCUACUACGAGAUCAAGGACACAGUGGACGAAUAUCUUUACUACAAGUCGUUGACUCCCAGAAUCAGAGAACUGGUCUACAACAACCGCAAUCCUCCCAAAUCGAUCAACCAGUUCCCUCUGGACCUCGAAGGUAGACCUCUAGUUCCAAGAAAGGUGCCUACUACUCCAUCUGUCCGGAGAUUUGCAUUUUUCAUCGACGGACUGUUAGUCCGUGCAGAGCUUGACGACGUGCUUGCCAUGAUUCCCAAACUCGACCAACAUGCACCUUCUUUGCUAGAAACAUCCGUGAUACUGUCCCUGUUGUACAAGGCGGCCGAGUUCAAGUGUUUAUCCGAGACCUUGAGAUUGAUCUAUUCAACUAACGCUUACAAGAACCGGUUGAAGACGGAGUCUGUGAUUUCCGAGUCGAUUGUUCUGUUGCGUGCGAUGGAGAUCGAGCAGCUAGGAAUUACCGAUGUGGACUGGUUCUUGAGAAAGACCAGAACCGCCAGACACAAUGCAUCGUUCAAAACCACAACAUUAGAAACAGCCAUCAUUGCACAGCUUUCCGCGAUGAUCAACUUGCAACGGGCCCAGAUUGCUGCCGGGGGCCAGUCCGAGGAACGCGUGAACACUUUUGCAGACAGACUUCUGGAGAGACUUGCCGGUUUUUCAGGGUUCCAGAUCGUGGACUAUCACAAGUCCAACCGGAUCUCCAUGUAUUACGGGCUGGAGAACACCUACACGCUUGCCAAAUACCUAGAGAACUGUGUGUCCAAGGCACCGGAACUUCCUCAGACUCCGAAGUACGCCGAGCUCGUGGAGAAGAACAGAGAGUUUAUUCUGGCUGCCGAGAAGUUGCAGCAGGAGAUAGGCAAGAAAACCACGCUUUUGGAAAGCCUGGGCAAAAUCAAGUUCGAGGCCAAGAAGCCGCAACCAUCCGAGCCUGAGCCAAAGCAGGAACAAGCCGCCGACCGACAAAAUCCGCAGGUCGACACGAUGGAAGAGGAUGACGAUGAUUUGAGUGAUUCUCAAUCGGAGGUGGUUGAGAAGAAGAAGAACAGAAGACCCAAGGAGAAUGCGUUCACCCAGCAGAAGUUGAAGGCGUACCAUCCGAUUUUGACUCCGAAGACGGUGAUUCCGUUGCUGCUGGUGAUUGCCAUCAUUUUCAUUCCAAUCGGAGGAGGUAUGCUGUACGGAUCACACAGUGUCCAGGAGUUUGUGAUUGACUACAGUAAUUGCAAGAUUCUUGCGAACGACGAGUAUUUCACCGAGAUUCCCGAACAACUUUACAAGUUCCAGUUCAAGAACGAAAUCACCGUGAAGCCGCAGUGGAAGCUGGCUACCAACGACUCAUACAUAUGGAACGGCUUUGACGAGGAGCGGGACAUUUGCCAGGUCCAGUUCCAAAUUCCGAACGAUAUUGGGCCCCAUGUGUACUUUUUCUACCGGUUGAAGAACUUCUGGGCCAACCACAGAAGAUACGCCAAGAGUUUCAGUGAAGAUCAACUGAACGGAAAAGUUGCCUCCAUUUCGGAUAUCAAGGAUACCGUGGGACAGAAUUGUGAGCCUUUGUCGAUCAACGCAGACGGAACAAGAUACUAUCCGUGUGGAUUGAUCGCCAACUCGUACUUCAACGACACUUUCUCGACCUUUACUGCCGUGAACGACACAAACACCGACUACAUGCUCUACAGAGAGAACAUCGCAUGGUCUACCAACAAAAAUCGGUUCAAGAAGACCAAGUACAGUCCUUCGGAGGUUGUUCCUCCUCCUAACUGGCACAAGAUGUAUCCCGACGGCUACAACGAGACAAACAUGCCAGAUAUCAGCCAAUGGUACGAGUUCCAGAACUGGAUGCAGACGUCUGCUUUGCCAUUGUUUUCCAAGAUGAUUUCCAGAAACGACCAGGACGUUCUGCAUGCAGGUACGUACCAAGUUGACAUUGGCUACCAUUUCCCAGUGACCCCAUACAAGGGCCACAAGUACCUCUAUCUGUCAACCAGAAGCGUUAUCGGAGGAAAGAACUCGUUUUUGGGAAUCAGCUGGAUUGUUGGAGGCGGAAUCUGUUUUGUUUUAUCUUUGGCGUUCCUCAUUGUUAAUCUUGUCCACCCGCGGAAAGUUGGCGACCUUAGUUUGUUGUCAUGGAAUAAAGAGUAG